AACCGGAACACACCGACCGAACCGGUGGAAGUACAAGAAUAGAAGACAAACAACAAACAAGACCAACAAGAAGCUCUCUUUUUAGGGCACCACCCAAAAUUUCAAAUUCAACCCUCUCGAUCGAUCUGCUCUCCGUUCGUGGUUGAGUUAUGAGGAGAUACAGUCCAGCGUACCACAGUCCGCCGCGUAGGCAUGGAGGUCGACCAAGAAGCCCUCCACCCAGAAGAGGUUAUGGUGGUGGUGAAAGAGGGAGGCCCAAAGAUCAAAAUCAGGGUAGUCUUUUGGUUCGCAAUAUUCCCUUAAAUUGCAGGCCCGAAGAGCUUCGUGUGCCGUUUGAACGGUUUGGAGUGGUGAGAGAUGUGUAUCUACCGAAGAACUAUUAUACAGGAAAGAGCGGUUCAGUUCUUCAACAAAAUAGGAAGAAGUCGAAGAACGUUUUAGUUUUGGACAACAUUGAUUUCAAGUUCAAAUCUUUACAAGAAAAUUCAAGAUUUUUGAAGUUGCCAAUUUGUCAUUCGUACUUGAUUGUAAAGGAAAAAAGGGAACCACGUGGAUUUGCGUUUGUGCAGUUUGUGGAUCCGUAUGACGCUGUAGAAGCCCAAUAUCACAUGAACGAGCGUAUGUUUGCUGGUAGGGAGAUUUCCGUUGUUCUUGCUUCCGACACAAGAAAGAGGCCCGAGGAGAUGCGUCGAAGAGCUAGGGUCAGGGGACCCUCAGGUCAUGAAGGCCGGCGAUCUUAUCAUGGUGGGCGAUCUCGGUCGCGUUCUCGUUCUCGCUCCCCUCGUCGUCCUUCAGGUUCUAGAAGCCGUCAUCGGUCAAGGUCCUAUUCUCCUGCUCCUAAAAGAAGACGAGAUUAUUCUCCAUCCCCGGUUAGAAGAGCUCCUCGAUCACCGAGAGAUUCUCGGGAUUAUGACGGUGCUGAUGAUCAGAAUGGUGAUAGGAGGAUUCCACAUGAAUCUGAUGGAGGAAACACGCGGUACAGGUCAUCUCCUGGCGGAGCAUCACGGUCGCCAUCUGGAUCUAGGUCAAGAUCUGCGGAUAUAGCGUCACCGCGCGAUAAGGGUUAUACAAGCCCUAGUUGAGUUGCUUAUUGCAUGGUUGAUGUUUGUACAUGCAUUAUAUUAUAUUUAACUUGAAACUUCUGCUUGGUGACCUGGCAUGUAUGUUCCUAGAAUUCUUAUGUGAAGACUCUCUAUUGUGUUGCAUGUUUUAUGGAUUAUAUAUAACUCCAUGAAUGCUUAAACUUUA
Helianthus annuus (common sunflower) is the source of this 1248-nucleotide messenger RNA. RefSeq names its product serine/arginine-rich SC35-like splicing factor SCL30. Gene Ontology annotation, molecular function: RNA binding. The transcript has 9 exons. The record is from RefSeq and is a predicted model, not a curated record. The coding region runs from base 150 to 1082 and encodes 310 amino acids. Gene Ontology annotation, cellular component: nuclear speck; cytoplasm. NCBI's taxonomy places the organism in Eukaryota, Viridiplantae, Streptophyta, Magnoliopsida, Asterales, Asteraceae. Gene Ontology annotation, biological process: mRNA splicing, via spliceosome.